AUGGAUGGACCCCCUCAAAUGGGUCCAGGGUAUAUAAUAGGUCUUACUGGCAAAACUAUGAAAGAUAGAGGAAAAUAUAUUAUAUCACAGAUUCUUAGCUUUAUGAAAAAUGUCAUGUCAAAAAUUAUAUUAGCUGCAUAUGGUAUUACGAGACAAUUGAAAAUACAACAAUUAUUGUCAUCAUCUUUAUUAUCAUUAUCAUCAUCAGUAUCAGUAGCAACAUCAACAUUAGCACCAUCAGUACCAUCAACAAUAUCAUCAUCAACAUCAUUAUUAUCAUCUACAGUUGUAUCAACCUUACAAUUAUCGUCGUCAUCAAAUAUAUUACCAUCAAUAUCAAAAUCAUCAUUAUCAGUAUCAACCGCAUCAAUACGUAUAAUUGGCGGAUCGGAUGCCAAAUUAAAUGCUGCACCAUUUAUAGUAUCCUUACAACGUGGUACAUAUGAUACUGUUGGUUUAAAUAAAAGUAAACAUGGUUGUAGUGGAUCUAUAAUUACAAAAAAUGUAAUAUUGACAGCAGCUCAUUGUCUCAAAUCGAAUAAUUUAACUGAUAUUUAUGCAAUUAGACGUGUUAAAUUUUAUAUACGUCAUGAGAAUUUUACAACAUGGAAUUAUAGUGGUCCAAAUGAUAUUGCAUUAUUAUUUUUAGAAAAAUCAUUUGAAUUAAAUGAAAAAAUAUCAAUAAUAAAAUUAUCGAAUACGAAUGAACAAAAUUCAUUAGGUAGUAUGGCAACACUUUAUGGUUGGGGUAGUAAAAAAAUAAAUACGAAUGGUAUAAGAAAAGAUCGUACAAAUAUAUUACAAAUGAUAACAACAAAUCUUUUGACAUAUGAAAAAUGUCAUAAAUUAUUACCAAAUAAUAAACGUUUACAUUCAACAAAUAUUUGUACUGGAAAUUUUAAUCAACCAAGUAUUGCAUGUUUUGGUGAUUCAGGUGGACCAUUAGUACAAGAGAGUAAUGAUUUGAAUGGUAAUAAAUUUAUUAUACAAAUUGGUAUUGUAUCAUGGGGUUAUAGAAUAUGUGGAUUAAUAUCAAAACCAUCAAUAUAUACAUAUACUGGCACAAUUGAUAAAGGAGUGAAUGCUGCAGAGUACUCAAAUAUUUAA
Condylostylus longicornis is the source of this 1107-nucleotide messenger RNA. RefSeq names its product lectizyme-like. The coding region runs from base 1 to 1107 and encodes 368 amino acids. NCBI's taxonomy places the organism in Eukaryota, Metazoa, Arthropoda, Insecta, Diptera, Dolichopodidae. Gene Ontology annotation, molecular function: serine-type endopeptidase activity. The record is from RefSeq and is a predicted model, not a curated record. Gene Ontology annotation, biological process: proteolysis. The transcript is spliced from 6 exons.